UAAUGCUGGGUUAUGGAACAUUAUAUAGAAGGCGAAAAAAGCUCCUUGACAGCCCCUUUCAAAGAAAGAGACUCCCCCUCCUUUUUUAUUAUACAACAACAGCUCAUAUAUACACAUACGUCGUGAAGGCGUUUCCCUUUUUUCUUUCUUUCUUUCUUCUCUUUCUUUCUCUCUCUUUCUCUCCUUCCUCACAUAAAGUAAAUAAAUAAAACUCGCAAAACACAGAUUCGUCCAAAUGGUUGAUCAAGUAAACGGCGCGUCAUCUGGUAUCACAGUGGUGCGCAAGAAACUCCAAGGCUAUGUUGGCUUUGCCAACUUACCAAACCAAGUACACCGUAAAUCCGUCAAGAAAGGUUUCCAGUUCACUUGCAUGGUCGUUGGUGAAUCCGGACUGGGUAAAUCAACGUUGGUCAACACUCUGUUCAACACCCAACUGUAUCCACCAAAAGAAAACGUCGAGCUGACGCACGAAACGCCGCAGACAGUCGAAAUCCAAUCCAUCACUGCCGACAUUGAAGAGAACGGCGUCAAGUUGCGGCUGACAGUGGUGGAUUCGCCUGGCUUUGGCGAUUUUGUCAACAAUGAGGAGAGCUGGAAGCCGAUCCUGGACAAUAUCGAGUCGCGCUUUGAUGCGUACCUGGAGCAAGAGAACCGAGUGAACCGCCGUCGGAUGGUAGACAAUCGCAUCCACGCGUGUCUGUACUUUAUCAUGCCCACCGGCCACGCCUUGAAACCGCUCGACAUUGAAUUCAUGCGACGGCUUCACACGCGCGUCAACCUGAUCCCGGUGAUUGCCAAGGCCGAUACACUGACAGAAGAAGAAGUCAUGGCAUUCAAGCAGCGGAUCUUGGCCGAUAUCAACUAUCACAAGAUCCAGAUCUACCAGGCACCUGUCUAUGAGUACGACGACCAGGAAACGAUUGCAGAGAACCGCGAGAUCAUGUCCAAGAUCCCCUUUGCCGUUGUGGGCUCAGACAAGGAGUUUGAGGUCGAGGGCGGUCGUCGUGUGCGUGGCCGUAAGUAUCCGUGGGGUGUGAUUGAGGUCGACAAUGAAGACCACUGCGACUUUGUCAAGCUGCGACAAAUGUUGAUCCGCACGCACAUGGAGGAGCUCAAGGAGUACACCAACGACGUCUUGUACGAAAAUUACCGCACCGAGAAGCUCAAGGCCAUGGGCAUCCAGCAAGAUCCCUCGGUGUUCAAGGAGGUCAACCCCGUCCAAAAGAUGGAGGAGGAAAGACUUGCUCACGAACAGAAACUGGCAAAGAUGGAGGCCGAGAUGCGGUCGGUGUUCCAGGCCAAGGUCACGGAGAAGGAGUCCAAGUUGAAGCAGUCGGAAGAAGAACUCUAUGCUCGUCACAAGGAGAUGAAGGAGGCGCUCGAGAAGCAGCGCAUGGAUCUCGAAGAAAAGAGACGUCGUUUGGAAAGUGGACGACCCAUCACGCCAGAAAAGGUCAAGAAGAAAGGGUUUUCCUUUAACAAGUAAACAACAUCACCACCAUCCUUCUUACUUUUUAAAAAAAAUAACACACACACACACGCCCAACCAUCUUCUUUCUUUUUAAUUUAAUCACUCUGACUUUGGUCGUCUUCUUUCUUCUACACACACCCCUUUGCUCGCUCUUCCCUUAGUUUCUCCUUUUUUCUUGCUUCUUCUUUGCUUCUUCUUUCUUAAUACCUCUUUGACAAGAGCAAGUUUUAUUACUACUAUUUUUCCG
This is a messenger RNA of Zychaea mexicana, 1718 nucleotides long. RefSeq names its product Septin-domain-containing protein. Gene Ontology annotation, biological process: cytoskeleton-dependent cytokinesis. NCBI's taxonomy places the organism in Eukaryota, Fungi, Mucoromycota, Mucoromycetes, Mucorales, Lichtheimiaceae. The record is from RefSeq and is a predicted model, not a curated record. The coding region runs from base 236 to 1486 and encodes 416 amino acids. Gene Ontology annotation, cellular component: septin ring; septin complex; microtubule cytoskeleton. The transcript is spliced from 4 exons. Gene Ontology annotation, molecular function: molecular adaptor activity; GTP binding; GTPase activity.